This is a messenger RNA of Sceloporus undulatus (fence lizard), 1217 nucleotides long. RefSeq names its product tachykinin precursor 3 (gene TAC3). The coding region runs from base 493 to 810 and encodes 105 amino acids. The transcript has 8 exons. Gene Ontology annotation, biological process: tachykinin receptor signaling pathway; positive regulation of blood pressure. Lineage: Eukaryota; Metazoa; Chordata; Lepidosauria; Squamata; Phrynosomatidae. The record is from RefSeq and is a predicted model, not a curated record.
ACUUUAGAACAGGGGAGGGGGUUGUUGGUGGCUUCCCUCUUCCCUGGCAGGAAGAGGCUGAGCGCCUUCUCUCUUUCCAUCUCAUGCACUUGAACCUCAAAUGUCCCUGCUGACAGCCCUUUCAGGAAGUGCUGGGACUUCCUGCAAAUAUGACCAGCUGUGAUGCAAAGGCUAGAAGAGGAGAGAGAAGGAAGGAAAGUGCACUUGGAUUUUUGUUCUGCUGUCUAGUUCUGCAAUCUGGACAAGAAAGCAAACUCCCUAAGGCCAGUUUGAAACUAGUUCAUGGAGCUUGGGUUAAAGAGGUUCUGGAUGGUGGUGGAAUUGACAACAAUGCAGAACUGGCAUUCUGUCCAUGCUGAUGAUCUAUACUGAAGUGGUCCCUGCUGUAGUCUGCUGUUUGGCCAUUGUGGGAAUAGAAUGCUGGACUUGACAAGGCCUUUGAUCUGAUCCAGACUGGGAAAUUCUGACGUUGUUAUCCUGGAAUAGAGGACUAUGACUUCUAAAGAAUGCAGACAAUGUCUUCAUAUCCUGCAAGUACACAUGAAGAGCUCAGAUCCUUAUAGACUGCCUCCACCUUUGCUCCGGCGAUUGUAUGAUGGCCAAGGGAUUUCCUAUGAGGCACUGCUCAGGCUGUCAGGCAAGGAAGCUAUUGGUCCCCAGGCACUUGCCUCUUCCCAGAAACGCGACAUGCACGACUUUUUUGUUGGUCUCAUGGGCAAAAGGACCACAGAGCCUGAUAAUCCCACAGAAGAUAACAAGGCAAAGCUCACUGGCUUUGGGAACAUAAAAUAUUCACCAAAUGCAGAAUGAGGUAUCAUGCAAGAGUGAGGGACAAGCCCCAUGCCUGCAGGAUCUCAAGAAACCAACACCAAGCUGAUGUCAUCCACCAAAGCCCAGCAUCUCUCAACCAAACCCUUGGAUGUACCAUGGAGACCUCAUCUUGUCCUGUGCCUCCAGCUGCCAUGUCCUUUCCCCUUGAUUCUGACCUUUAUUCCAACCUAUUCCUCCCUGUAAUCUCUAGUGUUCCAUUUGAAAAUUUUGAGAAAUAUCAUUCUCUCCCACCAUGGUGCUUUGUCCCCUGUAUCCAUGUUUGAUGAAUCUGCAAAUAACUCUCCCAUGCCUCAAGCAAAACCAGUCCACUUGCCCACCCUUUUGUGGCACAGAUUAAGAACACCUCAAAAACUUAUACAAUAACAGGGUUUUUACUUAUGACCUGC